Molecule: messenger RNA, 1298 nt
Organism: Scophthalmus maximus (turbot)
Lineage: Eukaryota; Metazoa; Chordata; Actinopteri; Pleuronectiformes; Scophthalmidae
Gene: fgf19
Product: fibroblast growth factor 19
Exons: 3
Coding region: 443-1081 (212 amino acids)
Biological process (GO): positive regulation of gene expression; regulation of cell migration; positive regulation of cell population proliferation
Cellular component (GO): cytoplasm
Molecular function (GO): fibroblast growth factor receptor binding; growth factor activity
Source: RefSeq, a predicted model, not a curated record
UAAUGGUCCUGUUUUUAUAUUUAUGAACAGUAAUUGUCUCCAAUUUCAUUUAAAUUAAAAUUAAAUUUUACUUAACUUAUUAUAUCUGACUUGACUGAUUGUGAUGAGAAGAGUUGAUUCUAUGGCUAAACUGUAUAUGUAGUCUGUAUGCGGAAGUAAACAUAAUCAGUAAGAAAAAAUCAUCCUAUUUUAUAAAGAAAGAAUUGAUUGAGUUUUGAAUGAAGUGUGCAAGGCUCGUCUCUCCAGUGGAGAGCUCUGAUUCAGUUGGAUGUCAUGCAGGGGUGUGUUGUGGUUUGUUUCUGGGAACUGGAUUUCGGAAAGAGGGUUAUCUGGAACUGAUAAGGGCCGUGUUUAAAAGGCAGGGUUAAGAUGAGACUACCGUACUUCACUCUGCCAGCUGGAGGGAGCGGUAACACUGUGCAUGAAGAGGAUUUGGUGAAUCAUGCUUCUGCUUGCGGUCACUGUAUCCGUUGCCAAUGUGCUUUUUGCUGCUGGAGUGGAUUCUUUACCCCUAUCGGACCAGGGACCCCACAUCCACCAAGGCUGGGACCAGGUGGUCCGACUCAGACACCUGUACGCUGCCAGGCCAGGGCUUCACCUGCUGAUCAGUGAUGAUGGACAGAUCCAUGGCUCUGCGGACCAAACUCUGUACAGUCUGCUGGAGAUCCGUCCAGUGGAUCCAGGCUGCGUUGCAAUCAGAGGAGUAGCAACUGCACGAUUUCUCUGCAUACAAGGUGAUGGAAGACUGUACUCAUCGCACACCUACAGCAAAGACGACUGCACCUUCAGAGAGCAUAUCUUGCCAGACGGGUACAAUAUCUACAUAUCCGACACACAAGGAGCCCUGCUCAGUCUGGGGAACCAGCGUCAGAGGCUGCAGGGUCGUGACCGAGGCGUCCCGGCUCUGGCGCAGUUCCUCCCCAGGAUCAGCACAUUAGAUCAGGCGGCCUUUGCCCCGGGAUGGGACACCCCGGAGCAGCCAGAGCACAGCACAGCACAAACAGAACAGCCUGUGGACGCAAUGGACUCGUUCGGAAAGCUCUCUCAGAUCAUUCACAGCCCCAGCUUCCACAAGAGAUGAGACAGCGGCAGCUCGGAGACGCCUGUAAACACCUCUGCUCUGUCUGAGACCAAGCACUCCCCCCUGCAUGUUGCAGAACUGGAGAAGGGCUGCAUGUCCAGCUGUCGUACACCUGGUGGGGUUUCCGUGAAAUCCAGUCAAAUAUGACCAAACACAACGCAACAAGUACAGUGUCCUACAGAGUGGAGUAUGACACCUGUGCGAGUAUAAUAAUUCA